AUGUCAACGACGACUUGCAGGAUCGUGCCACUGCACCCGGGUCGCAAUGACGGACUUAAAAUUCAGCUGAAGAACGAAGACGCGCUAGUUGAGGGAUUCGUGUUGACGCAGAUCUACCUGUUCGAGAAAAACGUGCUUCACCAAGUGACUACAGCCUCUUCGGGUGAUGUGGUACUGGACGACAGUGUAGUGAUGCUCGACGAUGCUGAGGCGGACGUGAAACUUGCGUGCGUGGGUGACGGUAGGUUGUUCCUGAAGUCUCUAUCGAACGCAACGCUGAGUUCACUGGAUGUGGAAGUGAUGGGCAAUGGUUUGGUGCAGCUAGAGAUCCCCUCGGUGAAUCUCGACAGGAAACUGGACGUGGAAGUCGCAGGCACUGGCGUUGUCGCGUUGAUUACGGACGACUUGUCGGCGCACGAGGUCAAAUGUACGCUUUCUGGCUCCGGUGACAUUGUGGUAGACACGGGCUACCUUGAGGCUCGGAAGCUGCACGCUUCAGUCUAUGGCUCAGGUAUUGCCAGUUUUGCCACGACGGGUUCUGUCGAGAAGGAGUCCCUGACUCUGUCUGGAUCCGGACAGCUGCUUGCUGGGUCAAUUGUGGCGGCCGAGUCGAACGUGGAUGUGUGGGGUAACGGAGAGAUGCUCGUGCAAGUCACCGACAAGCUUACGGUGCUGACUUCGGUGUGGGGCAAGGUGGGCUAUGUGAACGCGCCACCGGCGGAAGUCAAGGUCAAAGGCUGGUGGUUUUGGCGCGAGACGAGUUCUAUCGUGUAUUCAGCGGCCGUGAACAAGGUUGCAAUGUUUGAGCCUCUGGCCGUACCGGCGAAGACUCCGGUUUACUAUUCUAUCAAGACGAUGAAGUCAUUGCUGUCAGACGAGCCCAACUGUACAUCCUUGUCCAGCGAGACGUCUGAGUGGGCUGACCUGAUGAGCAUGUCGUUGUCGAAAGUGCAGCAGACUGAUGCCACUUUGACUGAUGCGAUUUCGACUGACGCGCACAGCGUCUUUUACGCGCUCGUUGGUGUGGUAGUCGUCGCUGUGAACGUGGUGGCUGCUCGUUCGUGGUCCGAGCGCCGAGCUCGUCGCCACUACACGUCCCUCCUAUAA
Messenger RNA from Peronospora matthiolae, 1107 nucleotides. Lineage: Eukaryota; Oomycota; Peronosporomycetes; Peronosporales; Peronosporaceae. The record is from the annotation of a GenBank genome assembly.